Messenger RNA from Leptosomus discolor (cuckoo roller), 1254 nucleotides. RefSeq names its product melanocortin 4 receptor (gene MC4R). NCBI's taxonomy places the organism in Eukaryota, Metazoa, Chordata, Aves, Leptosomiformes, Leptosomidae. Gene Ontology annotation, molecular function: melanocortin receptor activity. Gene Ontology annotation, biological process: G protein-coupled receptor signaling pathway. Gene Ontology annotation, cellular component: membrane. The record is from RefSeq and is a predicted model, not a curated record.
CAGCCUGUUGGGACUCUGUGACACAUAUCACCAAGGUAAAUGUGAUGAUGAUCAGAAACUGCAUCCAUGAGAAAGUAAACCAGUAUUUCUGAGUUUGAAACCUUGUUUUGUGACAAUAGUCAAAGUGUUCUGCUGCGUGCCUCGGUCCUGGCUUAUUUUUCUUUUCUUCCCAAGCUGAAAAGCCAAAGAAGGUUUUCAAAGGAAUGCAAAAGUACGAGGAGUUUUAAAAGCAGGAAGCCGAAAGGGGAUCUCCAUAAGAUGAAUUUCACCCAGCACCGUGGGACACUCCAGCCUCUCCAUUUCUGGAACCACAGCUACGGACUGCACGGAGGUGCCAGUGAGCCCAAUGCAAAGGGCCACUCCUCAGGAGGCUGCUAUGAGCAACUUUUUGUAUCUCCUGAAGUAUUUGUGACUCUGGGUAUCAUCAGCUUGCUGGAGAAUGUCUUGGUCAUUGUGGCAAUAGCCAAGAACAAGAACCUUCACUCGCCCAUGUACUUCUUCAUCUGUAGCUUGGCAGUGGCUGAUAUGCUAGUGAGUGUAUCUAAUGGAUCAGAAACUAUUGUCAUCACGCUGCUAAACAAUACAGACACAGAUGCACAGAGCUUUACCAUAAACAUUGACAAUGUCAUUGAUUCCGUGAUUUGCAGUUCCUUGCUUGCAUCAAUUUGCAGUCUCCUCUCCAUAGCAGUGGACAGGUACUUUACUAUCUUUUAUGCCCUCCAGUACCAUAAUAUCAUGACGGUGAAGCGUGUAGGGGUCAUCAUCACAUGCAUCUGGGCUGCUUGCACAGUCUCAGGCAUUUUGUUCAUCAUUUACUCUGACAGCAGUGUUGUCAUCAUCUGCCUUAUUAGUAUGUUCUUCACUAUGCUCAUUCUCAUGGCAUCCCUCUACGUCCACAUGUUUAUGAUGGCUCGGAUGCAUAUCAAAAAGAUUGCUGUUCUUCCAGGGACUGGGCCUAUUCGCCAAGGGGCCAACAUGAAAGGGGCCAUCACUCUCACCAUCCUGAUUGGAGUUUUUGUUGUGUGCUGGGCUCCAUUUUUCCUGCACCUGAUUUUCUACAUCUCCUGCCCCUACAACCCUUACUGUGUGUGCUUCAUGUCCCACUUUAACUUCUACCUCAUCCUCAUCAUGUGCAAUUCCAUCAUUGAUCCACUUAUCUAUGCAUUCCGGAGUCAGGAGCUCAGGAAAACAUUUAAGGAGAUUAUAUGCUGCUGUAGCCUGAGAGGGCUUUGUUAUUUGCCUGGCAAAUAUUAA